GUUUUUUUUUUUUUUGUUGUCUCUCUGUGCGAUUAAUCUCCGUUUUCCCUUUUCUCUCUCGCUCUCGCUCUCUCUCUCUCUCUCUCUCUCUCUCUGUUGCUUGUGUGUGGACCAGAUCGCUGAUCGAUGGCGGACCUUUGAUGGCGAAUCAGCUCGAGCGCAGCUAAGGGGAAGAUCAUUUCGGGUUUACUGAAUGAUAUGGAAUCCAGAGCAGUUGUCUGAGGCAGGUGUUCAGCUUUCUUGUUCUUGUUGUUCUUCUUCUUCUGAAUCGACGUGAGAAUUUUGUUGUUUGGCUGCAGUCGCGUUAAACCCUAGUUUUCCUUGCGAGUCUAGGAUUGGGAUUUUUUCAAUUCGACUUUUUUAUUAUUAUUAUUAUUAGGAUUAGUUUAUCGUUUGAUGAACUGGGAUUGACGGGGUCAAGGCUAAGCUCGACGGAAUUUCGUGAUUUUUCACUUCCUGCGUAACCAAAUUGAUCGAGGAUUUAUUGUUUUUUAUUAUUGUAUAUCGACUAGGUUAGUUUCGUUUGAGAGAAUUGGGGUUUUCUGUACGGAUUCUUCGGUGAUUUCAAGCUUGUGAUAAAUUUAAGUAAUGUGUUGUGAGGGAUUUUCUGUUGGAGAAGGGUGGAUUGUUCAUCUGGGACAGAGUUGAUCUUGUGCUUUGAGGUAAUUUGAAUUUCAUGGUGCCAUUGGGGUUUCUUCUAACCAGAGGCCGUUAAGUUUCAGGUUGAAUUGGGGGUUUUUUAUUUUUACUUUUAUUCGAAUAAAUUUGUAAUGGGUGACGAAAUCUUUGAUGCCAUGAACCUUGACUUGAAUCUGGGUCCUAUUCCAGAGCCUCCUUCAAACUCUCCAAAUGAAGAUGUGAAUUUAGCUAAUUUGAUUGAGGACCCUGUACAUAGAUUUGGAGACGCUAUCAGGUUUAGGACGAGACAUCGAUGGAGAAGGCGUCAAGUCCAAAUUCCUUCUGGGACUCAGAAUAUUUCAUUGGAAUUGAGUGAAAUUAUGGUCAAUUCAGUCAAUGGGAAUUCAUUACAGCCAUUACAGGCUGGUGAGGGUAGUAUUACUGCUGAGGAAAGGAAAAAUGAAGCAGGGAAAACUUGUGAAAUUAACAAUGAAGCUUUGGAAGAUGAAAAGGCAGAGAAUAAGAGUGAUGUUGAAAAGGGCAGUGACUCUGAUGGGAGUUUCUUUGAUUGUAAUAUAUGUCUGGACUUGGCUAGGGACCCUGUUGUUACUUGUUGUGGUCACCUAUACUGCUGGCCGUGCCUUUAUCGAUGGCUACAUCUACAUUCAGAUGCCAAGGAAUGCCCUGUAUGUAAAGGAGAGGUUACCAUGAAGACUGUGACGCCAAUUUAUGGUCGUGGCAGCAACACGCCUAUGACAGAGGAGGAUGCUGCACUUAAGAUUCCUCUAAGGCCUCAUGCUCGGAAGGUUGAAAGUUUGAGACAAACCAUUCAGAGGACUGCACUUAAUUUCCCUAUGGAUGAGAUGAUUCGUCGAUUGGGGAAUAGAUUUGAUUUCAAUCGUGAUCUAGACCAACCGCCGGAGCCAGACGGUUCACAUGAAACAUUUGGUCGAUCUCCAACCUUGUUGAAUAGGAUUUUAACGUCCAGGGGAAUUCGUAGAGAACAAAUUUCACUACACCCCCAUGAUGAUGUAGGAGUUUUAGAACUCCCUCAUGCGUCUGGCACCGAGGCAGGAGAUACCCGUCUUCAAUCUCUCCCAGUGCUUCGAUCAUUACUACACAGGACAAGAGUUUCUUCUCUUACCUCUGCGUUUAAUACUGCUGAUAGGCUUCCAGAGGGCUUUUUGUACACCGAUCCGCUCGUUCCUAGACAUCAAGAGCAGCCUCCUCCGCCUGUGGAGGAUAGAGAUUCUUUCUCUAGCAUUGCUGCUGUUAUCAAUUCUGAGAGUCAAAUGGACACCGCUGUAGAAAUUGAUUCCAUGGUCUCCCAUUCAACAUCAUCAUCCAGAAGAAGAAAUGAUUCUUUGCAGGUUUCCGAUGUAGACAGUGGAAACUCUCGGGCGCCCAGACGGAGAAGAUUGGCAUGAAAGGAGGGCCUCUAUCUGAAUCCCAAGAUUGGGAAAAUGAAUCAUGACUAAUAUUUCCACACCUAUGUAAGUUCUACUUGCAUUUAUUUACUUUUUCAUUAAGAAAAAAGCAUUGGCUCUUGCUUCGACAACGGACUAUUACAUGGUCGAUAUUCAAUUUUCUUCGUUUUACUGCUCUUAUUGUACGUGAAUUGAAAUGUAGGCAUACUUCUUGAACAUAUGGGAAGCAAAUAAUUAGUAAAUCAAGUAGAGAGUACUUUCCUUUAUCUCCUCCAUAUGUAUCCUUUCAUGCAUCAAAACCCAGUUCAACAUUUUCUUACAAAUCUAUAUCUAUCAUCUUCUUG
This is a messenger RNA of Cucurbita maxima (winter squash), 2389 nucleotides long. RefSeq lists its product as uncharacterized. Gene Ontology annotation, molecular function: ubiquitin-like protein conjugating enzyme binding; metal ion binding; ubiquitin protein ligase activity. The coding region runs from base 771 to 2045 and encodes 424 amino acids. The transcript has a single exon. Lineage: Eukaryota; Viridiplantae; Streptophyta; Magnoliopsida; Cucurbitales; Cucurbitaceae. Gene Ontology annotation, cellular component: endoplasmic reticulum. Gene Ontology annotation, biological process: ubiquitin-dependent protein catabolic process. The record is from RefSeq and is a predicted model, not a curated record.